Pangasianodon hypophthalmus (striped catfish) is the source of this 3887-nucleotide messenger RNA. It is a transcript of the gene zbtb48, whose product is annotated as zinc finger and BTB domain containing 48. Gene Ontology annotation, cellular component: nucleus. Gene Ontology annotation, biological process: regulation of transcription by RNA polymerase II. Gene Ontology annotation, molecular function: protein binding; RNA polymerase II transcription regulatory region sequence-specific DNA binding; DNA-binding transcription factor activity, RNA polymerase II-specific. The transcript is spliced from 10 exons. The coding region runs from base 198 to 2369 and encodes 723 amino acids. The record is from RefSeq and is a predicted model, not a curated record. Lineage: Eukaryota; Metazoa; Chordata; Actinopteri; Siluriformes; Pangasiidae.
AGGUCAUCUGAACAGGUAGCGUCAUUUCCUGGUUUUCUCCAACAUGGCGCCUUUGUUUUUUUUUAGUCGAAUAAAAAGCAUUUCAUGCUCAAUGUAUUAUUUAUUUAUUACAUACCAGUUUUAAUGUAGAUUAGCUUCAUAUAUGACAGAACAUUGCGCGAGGUUGUAGACACUGGAGCGAAGGUGAGGCAGUCCUAAUGGAGACUAGCACACUAGAUGGUGCUCACGCUCAGUGGGUGUUGUCUGAGCUCAACCAGCAGAGGGGGCUUGGAAAGUUCUGCGACGUGAUGCUCAACACUCAGAACGGUCAGGUGUUCCUGGCCCACCGCAACAUCCUAGCUUGCUUCAGCCAGAUGUUCAAGGACUCGCCUUCCUCCACACCAUGUACAGAGAUCAACCUUCCACAAGAGUGUCCUGUCGAAGGACUCGAGCUGCUGCUGCAUUUCUUCUACACUGGUGACCUCCAGCUAAACAGUGAUAAUGAGGAGAAGGUUCGACGUGCUGCGAACGGCCUGUCCGUUCCUGAUUCACUCAUUCCUGCUCAGAGUUUGGUCAGAAUUAAGGGUUCAGUCAGUAGUGAAGACGUUGAAGGGAAGCCACUUUUCCCCUCACUGACUGCGGACACCAAACCGGACUUGACUGCUAUGUCACAAUCAGCAUCACAACAGGAGGUGAAAAGCAAUGGAGAAACCUCAGUGAGGCCAGAAGCAGCAGUUGCAGAGCUCGACGAGUCUCCCAGCACCAGCUCAGCCACUGUUACUCGAUCUGGCAGGAAGGUGAGGAGCCCGAGCAGGCUGGCCAGAGAGAACGCUGUUCCUGUAGUCCCAAAACCGAGUGUGACAAGACGAAGAACAGCAGCUCUCGAGUCCAAAGAUGAGGGCAUCAUCCCUACUGAUGGAGAACAGAGCAGUACACAAGUGCCAAGUGAGGCUGAGGAUGGACCUGGUGAUAAUCAGGACGAUGCUGCUGAUGAAGACGAUGAGGACGGUGUGGGGAUUUUUACAGAAGACACGGACGAAGAGUACAUGCCUCAUGAUUCACCCGUCGCAUCUCCUAAAGGUCCAAGAGGGAAGCGUAAACGGAAGGGAAGUGCCAGCGGUAAAGAAAACGGAGGCGGAUCUUCGAAAGAUACAAAGAAGGGCUCUGUUCAGUGUCCUACAUGUCACAAAACAUUCCUCAGCAAAUACUACCUGAAAGUCCACAACAGGCGGCACACGGGGGAGAAGCCGUUCAAGUGUGAAAAAUGUGGGAAAUGCUAUUAUAGGAAGGAGAAUUUGCAGGAGCACGAGGCCAGGAACUGCCUCAGCAGGACUGAUAUGAUGUUUUUCUGUUCCAGGUGUCCCAUGAGCUUUAAGAAGAGACAGGAACUGCGUAUGCACACAGUCACACACACGGGCGAGAUGCCAAAUAAGUGCACUUCAUGCUCGGAGCAGUUCAUGCAGAAGAAAGAGCUCCGAAACCACAUGAUCAAAGUCCAUGGAGCUCCUAAACCAUAUUCAUGCCCACUGUGCCCCAAAUGCUUCCUGUCACGUACUGAGCUGCGCCUCCACGAAGCCGCCAAGCACCGGGGGGAGAAGCUGUUUGUGUGUGAGGAGUGCGGCCACCGAGCAUCCAGCCGCAACGGCCUACAGAUGCACAUAAAAGCCAUUCACAGGAAGGAGCGUCCAUUCGUGUGCGAGAUCUGCAAUCAUGCCUUUACCCAGAAGGUCAAUCUGAACAUGCACCUACGCACACACACAGGAGAGAAACCGUAUCAGUGCCACCUCUGCGGCAAGACCUUUCGCACUCAGGCGAGCCUGGACAAGCAUAACCGCACACACACGGGUGAGCGGCCAUACAGCUGCGAGUUCUGCGAGCAACGGUUCACCGAGAAAGGGCCUCUGCAGCGCCACAUAGCCAGCAGACACCAAGAAGGCCAGCCACACUCCUGCCACAUCUGCAACAAGUCCUUCAGAGCUAUCGAGCAGCUUCGUGUACAUGUGCGGAGACACAAAGGAAUGAGGAAGUUUGAGUGUUCUGAGUGUGGCUACAAGUUCACCAGACAGGCUCACUUGCGGCGGCACUUGCAGAUCCACAACCGUGUGGAGAACUACAACCCACGCCAGAGGAAAUUGCGCAACCUCAUAGUGGAGGAUGAGAACACAGAGACUACGUCCACUCCUCCAGCAGGGCAGGACGUGGCAGACGAGGAGGCCCAGCCAGCUGCAGCGGAAAACAUGGAGCAGCCAGACUCGGGUGCCGUGAAGGAGGCUGAGCAGGAAAGCUUCGGCAUGGACGAGGUGAUGGAGGUGCUGGUGACGGACACGUUUCCCAUUCAGUCAGGGCUGGUGGUGGAGCUGCAGGGAGAUGGGGCUGAUGGGAAGGCUUGAGGGAGAGAAGAAGAGCGAGGUGCUGCAAGGUACAAUGCUAGGACCAGUUUUGUUAAUUUCCAAUGAUGUGCACGAGCGAAAUGACUGCAGGAUACAUGCAAUGGCCAUCUUGAAUACACAUACGGAUACUUAACAGCAAGUAUAAAUCAGCCUUUACAAGAUACCUACAGUAUGUUUUUAAUGUUGUAGGUUCCAGCUAUCCUCCUAGACUACAUUCGUCUCAUGAGUGAGGGCCAUUUUCAUAAUACAGAACUAUACGGAUAGGGAAUUAGAUCAUAAAUAUGGCUGUAGAUUCCACAAAUAGCAUUGGAUGCAUUUUCACAAAGUCAUUACAAUAUUCUACUUAGAUAAUAUUUGUGUGGCGGCCUGGGAAAACCCUUCGCAUGAUGAAAUUUGCUUUUAGACAUCUUUUUUUUUAAAUUACACUGGCUCCUUACACAACAUGAUAUUUGCAUGGGGGGGGCAUUAGUGGUUAGGACGUUUGCCUCGCACCUCCGGGGUUGGGGUUUCGAUUCCCGCCUCCGCCCUGUGCGCACGGAGUUUGCAUGUUCUCCCCGUGCUUCAGGGUUUCCUCCAGGUGCUCCGGUUUCCUACUCCAGUCCAAAGAUAUGUGUUGUAGGCUGACUGGCAUUUCCAAAUUGUCUGUGAAUAUGUGUGUGAUUGUGCCCUGCGCUGGGUUGGCACCCUGUCCAGGGUGUCCCCUGCAUCGUGGCCCAAGUCCCCUGGGAUAGGUUCCAGGUUCCCCGCGACCACGUGUAGGAUAAGCGGUACAGCAAAUGGAUGGAUUGAUAUUUGCAGGAAGAUAGCCUAAAGAUUAUAAUCUAUAGAUUAUAGAUUAUAAACUAAAUAAAACAUUGUCAAUUUCAAUUUUUGAAACUAUGCGUUUCUUCUUUCUCAGCUAAAGCACCGGUCGAACCCAAAUGCAAAAUGAAAAAGGUAAUUCACUGAAGGGGAAAGGACGCAGGAUGUAAAAUAUUUGCUUCAGGUAGCGCUCACUUUCAUGUUGCGCCAGAUUUAUCUAGGUGAACUUUUAAUUCACAAGCCCCGUUCUUGGGAGCCAAUAGACAACAAAAAGGCAUGGCUGUUCUCUCUUUGGUCAGUAAAAAAAAAAAUGGAGGAGUUGCCGACACCUUUUUUUUUGCCUUGUAUUUUUUGGCUGCUUGCCAGAAUUCAAUCGCAACAACAUGGGUUUUUCUAGACACUUUUGUAUAAAAACACUGACAGUUUUGUGGAAAUACAUUUAUGGUUUCUUAAAGUUGAGCAGAAGUGUCAACAUCUACAUAUUAGACAUAACAUUUACUAUUUUUGAUACGGGAGACCUGAAAUCUACACUGCAACAUCUGAUGGGUUUUCCUAUACCGCCACAUAUUUUCACUUAUGUAUAUAUUUGGUCAAUACUUUGUCCCCAACAUUUCAUAUGCAAAUACCAUGAAAUGUACAUAUUGUAUGAUAUCAUGGUGAUGUGAUUGCACCUGUUACUGAACAUGUAACAGUGCAAAUAAACAGACAAAAACCAUA